AUGCAUUCCCAUUUCGAAAUGAUAGGUCUCUCCGAUCUCGGAAAGCAAGCACUUCGCAAGCUACUAUGGUUGGUUGCCGUGGUAGUUUCUUUGGAGUUUCUGGUGAACUCAAUAUCAUGUGCAACUGAGGCGAGUUCGCCGGAGCUAGGCGGAGUCAGGAUUUCAGGUCACGUCAAUGAAGAAAACCCCUCGCUUCUUUUGGGCGGUCAGGCGCCUCAGAUCGGACGCGUUCGCGACUUCGAUAGCACAGGCUGUGCUUCCGCUCCUUGUGAGUGGCCUGUCGUCGGUGCAUCGUCUCUCGAACCACAAAGCGAACUCAGAAAACUUGGAGCAUCUCAUAUGCUAGAGAAGGCCAUUGAAACAGCAGGUGUUGCUGCGAGCGAUUUACUCCGGCCACACCUAGGCGCCCUUGCAGCUGGUGUUAACACCUACUUUCCUCAGGCUGUCGCCUCCCUCACGCCACUUCCUCCAUCCGGUAGUUCCAGGCAGGAUGACUCAAGUCACUAUGCAUCGCAGCGAGCACCUCCUCCUCAAGCUCGGGGAGGCCGAGGAGAACUAGUACCUUUUUCCCAAGCAGCUGUUGCUUUGUCGCAUCCGACCGGACUCCACCAUGAUGUUGUUGCUGACCUCGCGCGACAUCCGGCUUUUUUGUUCACUUCCUCCACUACCUCCGUACGCGACUCAAUAGCAGGGUCCGCGCCGGCUCUGACUCGAGUAAGCGUGCUCAGAGACACUUUGUCUGCAGCCGGCUCUGUUCUUCCGCGACCGCGCUCGUCCAACGGAAGAGUUGAUCUCGACCAUGGAGUCUCCGGGUCAGAACAAGACGGGCUCCCAGGAAGCUAUACUCCACAGUCCAAACAAGAAACUGACGACCGGAUUUUUACGAAGGUGGACAUGCAGCUUCCUGCAAGCCCUGGAUCUCUGUCUACAGAUUCCUUAGCAGCUGUGCAGCAGCAUGAUGCUUCCACGGGUGUUGUACCCCACCCAGUAGGAUUUGUUCUCAAGCCAAGGCCACCUGUUGCUGACGACAAGUGGGCAGCUGUUUCAGAGAGAAAGUGGGUGGAAGAUAAGAAUGUGAACACAGUGAGAGAGGAGACCAUGAAGCGGCUGAGACAAGAAAUAGACGAAACCGCGAAGAAGAGGAAGGCUUCGUUGGAGGUCAGAACUAAUGAAUCGGGAAAUCGAGUGGCGGAAGGCUUGCUGCCGCUUCUCUUUAACCCGGAUGUCGCAAAUGCAGCUGCUGCUGGUGUGAUGGUCGAAUGUAAAAAUCCUGUGUUCUCUGUUCCGCUUGGUGGAUUCGUCACACUGGAUCUUCGAGGGCUGGACAACGACAUCUACCAGCUUUUUCUCUCUGGAGUUAUGUCGGGCAAACAAGAUAUUGAGCUGGAUGUGUGGAAUUCUGCUGGCAUCUACUACGAGCAAGAAACACGUUUUGAAUGUCGAGAGUUAGGCACGUCCAAAAUGAAAUUUUUCAUUGCUGGCAAACCGACAUACAACCUGGUGCCCAAAGUGAUCUUCUUUUGUUCGGCCACUGUCGUCUGCACGACAAACCCUGCCUGGAAAGCUCCUUUUCACAAGCACAUGCUUGUCGAACACUGA
This is a messenger RNA of Neospora caninum, 1599 nucleotides long. RefSeq lists its product as hypothetical. Lineage: Eukaryota; Apicomplexa; Conoidasida; Eucoccidiorida; Sarcocystidae. The transcript is spliced from 3 exons. Bases 1 to 1599 code for a protein of 532 amino acids. The record is from RefSeq and is a predicted model, not a curated record.